AUGAUAGACUUCGCCAAUACUAUCUAUUUACAAGUGGGAGCACCGCUGCCGCUUCCUGCUGCUGCUGCUGCUGUUGCUGCUGCUGCUGCUGCUGCUAAACAUCAGCAGCAGCAGCAGCAGCAGCAGCAACAGCAGCAGCAGAAUAAACAGGAAAAAGAAAAACAAAAAGAAACUUCUUUUCUCACUAUUGAGUGGGAGCCGCCAGCAACACCAGCAGCAGCUGCAGCAGCAACACCUGCAGCAGCAGCAGCAACACCUGCAGCAGCUGCUGCAACACCAGCAGCAGCAGCAGCAGCAACACCUGCAGCAGCUGCAGCAACACCUGCAGCAGCUGCAGCAACACCAGCAGCAGCAGCAGCAACACCUGCAGCAGCUGCUGCAACACCAGCAGCAGCUGCUGGAACACCAGUAGCAGCUGCAGCAACACCAGCAGCAGCUGCUGCAGCAGCAGCACCAGCAGCAGCAGCAGCAGCAGCAGCAGCAGCUGAAGGUGUAUCGAUGUCUUCUGUUUGUAAGGAUGAAAGAAAAGACGGCGCUGCGCCGCCGUCUACUGCGGAUGCUGCAGCAGCAGCAGCAGCUGCUGCUGCUGCUGCUGCAGCUCCGGUUGCUGCUGCAGCACCGGUUGGUGCUGCGUCGCCUGCAGUUCCUGCUGCAGUUCCUGCUGCUGCCGCAGCAGCAGCAGCAGCAGCAGGAGCUGUGGCUGCAUCAGCAGCAAAGGCCUCGCUGGGUGCUGCUGCUGCUGCAGCAGCAGCAGAACAGUGUGGGGAUCGUCUCCUCCCGCACCCGCAUCGUACUCAGCUGCUGCCUCCAGAGGAGAGGGGCCAGGGGCAGCUUCUUGCUGCUGCUGCUGCUGCUGCAGGUAGCAGCAGCAGCAGCAGCAGCAGCAGCAGCAGGAGUGGCAGUCGAGGGCAACGCCACCGUGAUGCUGCUUCUGACGAAGAGACGCAGCAGCAGCAGCAACAGCAACAGCAGCAGCAGCAGCAGCAGCAGCAGCAAGCAGUGGAUGCUCCAGCUGCAGCUGCUGCUGAAGCAAAGCCGCCUGUAGCAGAGUUCUCUCCGAGGGCUUCAGCAGCAGCAGCAGCAACAGCUGCAGCAGCAGCAGCAGCAGCAGCAGCAGCAGGUGUUAAGGCUGCGUCAGAAUUGAAGGGGGGGCAGAUAGACCCCUCAGCAGAUGCAGCAGCAGCAGCACCAGCAGAAGCUCCAGCUGUAGCAGCAGCAGCAACAGCAGCAGCAACAGCUGCAGCAACAGCAGCAGCAACAGCAGCUGCAGCAGCAAGCAACAGCAGCAGCAACAGCUGCAGCAACAGCAGCAGCAACAGCAGCUGCAGCAGCAACUGCAGCAGCAACAGCAGCAGCAGCAGCAGCAGCAGCAGCACCCGCGGUCGCUUCAACUCCCGCCUUGGUGCAGCAGCAGAUGGCCUCUCCUCUCUCAGCUCCGAUCGCGAACUGCAGCAGCAUCCUGCAGGAGCAGCAGCAGCAGCAGCAGCAACACAAGCAGCAACAGCAGCAGCAGCAGCAAAGACACAGAGCAGCAGAGGGUCUUCCUUCGAAUCAGAAAGAAGGCAACAGCAGCAGCAGCAGCAGCAGCUGCUUGCAGCAGCAGCUGUUGCUGGUGGUGCUGCUAGUGCAGCAGAAGCAGCAGCAGCUGCUGCUGCUGCUGCUGCAGCAUCUUCUAUCUCUCCUUCAGAUAAAGGGGCUGAGGAAACCCAGCAGGUAUCUCUGCCUUCUCCAGCAGCAGCAGCAGCAGCAGCAGGAGCAGCAGCAGGCGCGGCAGCAGCAGCAGCAGCACAGCCGCCAGCUACCGAAGCAGCAGCAGCAGCAGCACCAGCAGCAGCAGCAGCAGCAGAGGAUCCUUCGGUUGCUGCUGAGAGGCAGCAAGAAGACAGAGGAGCCCCCAGAAAGGAGAAGCUGCAGCACAAGCACCGCAGCAAGACCCACAAGCAGCAGCAGCAGCAGCAGCAGCAGCAGCAGCAGCAGCUGCAGCAGCUGCAGCAGCAAGGACGACGCAGCAGCAACACACAGCCAAGCAGCAACAAGCAGAAAAAGUAUUCUGAGAGGGAGAAGAAGAGACCAGCAGCAGCAGCAGCAGCAGCAGCAGCAGCAGCAGCAGGAUCAGCAGCAGCAGCAGCAGCAGCAGCCGCAGCAGCAGCAGCAGAGGGGAAUGCGGCGUUCGUUCCGCUGCGCGGAGAACCCUCAUAUAGAGUGGCAACGUACAGCAACAGCAGCAACAGCAGCAGCAGCAGCAGCAGCAGCAGCAGCAGCAACAGCAGCAGCCGCAGCUCAUCUAUCUCUGCUCUCUCCCCUAGAGAUGGUAUUGAGGCGGGGUAUGAAGCCGAAGACGACGCAGCAGCAACACACAGCCAAGCAGCAACAAGCAGAAAAAGUAUUCUGAGAGGCAGAAGGAGAGACCAGCAGCAGCAGCAGCAGCAGCAGCAGCAGCAGCAGGAUCAGCAGCAGCAGCAGCAGCAGCAGCAGCAGCAGCAAAGGGGAAUGCGGCGUUCGUUCCGCUGCGCGGAGAACCCUCAUAUAGAGUGGCAACGUAGUCGUGAGCAGCAGCAGCAGCAGCAGGAGCUGCAGCAGCUGCAGCAGCUGCAGCAGCAGCUGGAACAGCAGCAUAAUCAGCAGCAGCAGCAGCAACAGCAGCAGCAGCAGCAGCAGAUGAUGAUGAUGACAGCAGCAAACAAAACUAGAAAACGUUCUUCUUCUUCUCUACCCCGUGCUGCCUCUGAUUUAUUUAACUCUGUGCUGCUGCAGGAUUUCAGUGGCUCUGGGCGGCAGCAGCAGCUGCUGCAGCUGCUGCGGCGGCAGGCGGAGCUGCACCUGAUGCAGCAGCAGCAGCAGGAGUACAUGCUGCAUAUGCUGCGGCUCAAUAGCCGUGAGCUGCGAGCAGGAAAGCUGGGUACACCAGCAGCAGCAGCAGCAGCAGCAGCAGCUGCUGCUGCUGCUGCUGCUGCUGCUGCUGCAGAAGGGACCGAGCUGCAGCAGCUGCAGCAGCUGCAGCAGCAGCUGGAACAGCAGCAUAAUCAGCAGCAGCAGCAGCAGCAGCAGCAGCAGCAGAUGAUGAUGGUGACAGCAGCAAACAAAACUAGAAAACGUUCUUCUUCUUCUCUACCCCGUGCUGCCUCUGAUUUAUUCAACUCUGUGCUGCUGCAGGAUUUCAGUGGCUCUGGGCGGCAGCAGCAGCUGCUGCAGCUGCUGCGGCGGCAGGCGGAGCUGCACCUGAUGCAGCAGCAGCAGCAGGAGUACAUGCUGCAUAUGCUGCGGCUCAAUAGCCGUGAGCUGCGAGCAGGAAAGCUGGAAGGGACUGCAGCACAAACACCAACAACCAGCAGCAAAAGAAACUUCACGAGACGCAUACGGCAGCAACGCAGCAGGCCUCCUGUUGCUGCUGCUGCUGCUGCUGCAGCACAGAGCCUCCGCAGCAGCGCCACCAAUACCCCAUCAACCCGUCGUCGUUUGCUGCAGCAGCAGCUGAUGCUUGAGCGGCAGCUGCUGCAGCAGGAAGUCUGUCUUAGAAUCUUCCAAGCGCAGCAGCAGCAGCAGCAACAGCAGCAGCAGCAGCAGCAGCAGCAGCAGCAGCAGCAAGACAUGCAGCAAUCUCUCUCAACACCAUGGACACCCAGAAGACACAGAAAAAAAGAACACAAAAAAAUCACUGCAUCACCACCAACCUCAUCAGCAUCGGGGGCCCCCCGAUGGGGGCCCCCAACAGGAACCUCUCCGGGGGGCCCCUCAACCCCUCACGAGGCCCCCCUGGGGGCCCCAUCAACCCCGCAGGGGGGCCCCUCGACCCCGCAGGGGGCCCACCUGGGGGCCCCCUCAACCCCGCAGGAUGUUCCCCUGGGGGCCCCCUCAACCCCCCAGGGGGCCCCCCUGGGGGCCCCCCCCUCGACCCUGCAGUGCGCCACGCCUGGGGAUGUCUCAGGCGUGCAGGGGGCCCCCGAAGGGGGGCCCCCAGUGAGCUUGCAAGGGGGCCCCCUCGAGGGCCCCUCAGUUGUCGAGGGUACCAGCCCCGGGGGCCCCCCAGAGGGGCCCCCGUUGUUAGAGGGGGGCUCCCCAGGGGGCCCCCCGAUGUUUGAGGGGGGCCCCCAGUCUGGUGAGGGGAGCUGUGGUGGUGAUAGACAGAGUAAAGAGGAAGAGAGAAAAGAAUAA
This is a messenger RNA of Eimeria mitis, 4152 nucleotides long. RefSeq lists its product as uncharacterized. The transcript has 11 exons. The coding region runs from base 1 to 4152 and encodes 1383 amino acids. Lineage: Eukaryota; Apicomplexa; Conoidasida; Eucoccidiorida; Eimeriidae. Gene Ontology annotation, molecular function: ubiquitin-protein transferase activity. Gene Ontology annotation, cellular component: plasma membrane; BRCA1-A complex; BRCA1-BARD1 complex. Gene Ontology annotation, biological process: negative regulation of fatty acid biosynthetic process; double-strand break repair via homologous recombination; positive regulation of transcription by RNA polymerase II. The record is from RefSeq and is a predicted model, not a curated record.